Messenger RNA from Phyllopteryx taeniolatus (common seadragon), 2403 nucleotides. Its product is annotated as gastrula zinc finger protein XlCGF7.1-like. Gene Ontology annotation, biological process: negative regulation of transcription by RNA polymerase II; regulation of immune system process; regulation of cytokine production. Lineage: Eukaryota; Metazoa; Chordata; Actinopteri; Syngnathiformes; Syngnathidae. The coding region runs from base 882 to 1850 and encodes 322 amino acids. The record is from RefSeq and is a predicted model, not a curated record. The transcript has 2 exons.
CAUGAUGUUUGCAGAUGACAUUGUGAUCUGCAGUGAAAGCAGGGAGCAGGUGGAGGAACAGUUAGAAAGAUGGAGGCAUGCACUGGAAAGCAGAGGAAUGAAGAUUAGCCGAAGUAAGACAGAAUAUACGUGCAUGAAUGAGAGGGGUGGUGGGGGAAGAGUGAGGCUACAGGGAGAAGAGAUAGCAAGGGUGGAGGACUUUAGAUACUUGGCGUCAACCGUCCAGACCAAUGGUGAGUGUGGUCAGGAAGUGAAGAAACGGGUCCAAGCAGGUUGGAACGGGUGGAGGAAGGUGUCAGGUGUGUUAUGUGACAGAAGAGUCUCUGCUAGGAUGAAGGGCAAAGUUUAGAAGACAGUGGUGAGGCCAGCCAUGAUGGACGGAUUAGAGACAGCGGCACUGAAGAGACAACAGGAAGCAGAGCUGGAGGAGGCGGAAAUGAAGAUGUUGAGGUUCGCUCUCGGAGUGACCAGGUUGGAUAAAAUUAGAAACGAGCUCAUCAGAGGGACAGCCAAGGUUCGAUGUUUUGGAGACAAAGUUAGAGAGAGCAGACUUGGAUGGUUUGGACACGUCCAGAGGACAAAUAGUGAGUAUAUUGGUAGAAGGAUGAUAAGGAUGGAGCUGCCAGGCAAGAGAGCGAGAGGAAGACCAAAGAGAAGGUAGCUGGAUGUCGUGAGGGAAGACAUGAGGGCAGUUGGUGUUCGAGAGGAGGAUGCAGGAGAUAGGCUUACGUGGAAAAGGAGGACGCGCUGUGGCGACCCCUAAAGGGACGAGCCCGAAGGAAAAGAAGAAGGAAUAGUUUACGGGAUGACUUGGAUGAGAUGAACAUGUUGAAGAAAUCACUGAAGCUCUUCAUCCUGAGCAGCAGGAGUGGAACUCCAGGAUGGAACAUCAGGACCCAGAGCGUCCCCACAUUAAAGAGGAAGAGGAGCCAGAGCCCCUUCAAAUUAAAGAGGAAGCACAGGAGGAGGAUGUCACCAGCUUUCCAUUCACUGUCAUUGUAAAGAGUGAAGAAGGUGAUGGAGACCACUGCGGAGGAUCCCUAUCAGAUGGCCUCUUGGCGCCACUCACAGACAGUGACGACGUAACGUCUUUAGACACUGAUGAUGAUCAUCAUAAUGAUGAUGAUGAUGACGAUGGUGAACAUUCGAAAGAUAUGGCAUGUGACACCGACAGCAAACGCGUGAAUUGCUCUCAGUGUGACAAAACGUUUUGCAACAAGUCAACUUUGAAAGCCCACACAAGAACACACACUGGAGAAAAACCUUUUGCCUGCUCAGUUUGUGAUAAAAGAUUCUCUAAAAAGACAAAUUUAACAUCACAUACAAGGACCCACACAGGAGAAAAACCCUUUACCUGCUUAGUUUGUAGUCUAAGGUUCUCCAGGAAGGGAGAUUUGAGAAUUCACAAAAGAACACACACUGGGGAGAAACCUUUUGCCUGCUCAGUUUGUGGUCAAAGAUUCUCUAGAAAGGGAGAUUUAAGAAUACACAAAAGAACCCACACUGGGGAAAAACCAUUUGCUUGCUCAGUCUGUGGGAAAACAUUCUCGAUAAAGAGAAAUUUAAAAAGGCACACACGAACGCAUGGCCGAGAGAAACCUUUUGCCUGCUCAGUUUGUGGUAUACGAUUUUCUAGACGGGGAGAUUUAAGAACACACCAAAGAACACACACUGGGGAGACAAAUUUUGCCUGCUCAGUCUGCAGGAAAACAUUUUCUUCCAAAACAAAUUUAACAAGGCAUACUAGAAGACAUGCUGGAGAAAAACAUGUUGCCUGCUCAGUUUGCAGCUUGAGUUUCAUUGAUAAUUUAGAAUUGGAUAAACACAUGAAAACACACACUGGGGAGUAGCCCUACUCCUAUUCUGUUUGUAGGAAGACAUUUUCUACAAAAACAAGUUCAACAACCCACACAAGAACACAGACUUUUGACAAAACCUUCAGUUGCAUGCCUGUGAAUGUAACUCUUCAAAUCCAGACUCAACUCUUUGAGGACAAUAUGUCCACGUUAUGGAUUCACCUCUCUACGGCCGUCAUUUCGCAUCCCGAAAUAUUGAUACCAUUCGUCGUUGAUGCGUGCCUCUAACUUACAUGGUUGGGUUUAGCUUUCACACCAUCAUUAUUCAGGCAGGGACCGCCCUCGCUAGCGUGUGUGCAGGAAUCGAUCCAUCCGGUUGCAAUCGAUUCACUGCCCGAGAAACAUUCAGCUUCGGUGUGUGAUAAAAGAUUUGAUGUCAAGUGUGAUGUUAAGAAACGCAAUUGUGCUGGUGAGAAGAAGAGUGAUCAAUGAAGCUGCAGAAUGAACUGAAGAAACUGAGGCUGUGUUGGGAAUCACUGACUCUGUCCCUAUUACCUGAUCACUAUUUAGGGGUUUGUAUAUUGUGGAAUAAAUAGUUGACUCAUCA